CGCAGCCAAUACAUUGUUUUCGGCGCCAGUACAAAACCCUGUAAAGACCUGCUGUGCCUGUGUUGCAUGUUGUGGCUGUCUUUGCUACGGCAAGCUGUACUAGACUGCCAUUUCCCUAAACUUUGAUCUUUCUAAGCUGUUCAGUUUUCUCAAGAGUUCCACAUGGAGCUGUUGGAGGAACAGAUCAACACAAUCAAGAGCCUUCUGUUGGUGCCAUAUGAGUGCGUACCUCCGGCCGUGUUCCUGUACGGCCACCCGAGCACGGGCAAGACGACGGCUCUCACCCACGUGCUGUCCCAGUUCGCCGGCCUCAGCGCCGUGGUCAGCUGCGUGGAGUGUUACACGCCCGCGCUGCUCUUCCAGCUCGUCCUGCGCCAGCUGGCCGGCGAGGAUCAAAGGUGUGACAGUGUGAGCAGUUUUGUAUCAACACUGCAGCGCAUUGCGGAUGAACACCCUGAAGAAAAUAUCGCCAUUGUGCUGAAGGACGCUGAGCGGCUGCGGGACCAGGACGCGUCGCUGCUGCCGACCCUGCUGCGGCUGCAGGAGCUGGCCGCCCGCCCCGUGUGCCUCGUGCUCGUCUCCAACAUCAUCUGGGACAAGUUCCUGACACCGGGCGGCCUGCCGCAGCCGCUGCUGGUGCAUUUCCCGCAGUACAGCCGCGGGGCGCUGCUGGAGAUCCUGGCGCUGGACCGGCCGGCUGAGGUGGAUGAACAUUUCUACCGUGGUUUCCUCAGCCUGCUACUGGCCGUGUUUCUGGCACCCUGUCGCAACCUGCGCGAGCUGCGCUACCUGGCCCGCGCCAACUUCGCCCGCUACAGAGAGCCGGUGCUGGCGGGGGAGGUGGACGCCGGCGACGCCCGCCGCCUCUGGCGCCACGUGGAGCCCCACCUCAAGGCCGCCCUGAAGACCGUCUACCUGCGCGAGGUCUCCAGUGCACAGUGGGAGCGGAUGCAGGGCCUGAUGCCGGGGGCGGAGACGGCCGGGGCCGACGACACGAGGCGACUUAACACCGAGCUGCCCUUCUACUCCAAGUUUCUGCUGAUCGCCGCCUACCUGGCGUCGUACAACCCGGCCAAGACGGACCGGCGCUUCUUCGUGCGGCGCACGGGCCGCGGCCCGGGCCGCGUGCGGCCGCGGCCGGCGGCCGGCGCGCGUGCCUCGGCCCUGCUCACCGGACCACGGACUUUCCCUCUUGACCGGCUGCUCGCCAUCUUCUACGCGAUCGUCGAGGACCGUGUGGCGCCCACGGCCAGCAUCUACUCGCAGGUGUCGUCCCUGGUAACGCUGCGAAUGCUGGCGCGGAUAGGGGGCAGCGACAAUCUAGACAUUGCCAAGUACAAGUGUCUGGUGGACUUCGACACCAUUAAGUCAAUUGCCAAGACGGUGCAUUUGGAGGUAGAGCGAUACCUGUACGACUUUGUAUGAGGGUGGUCAGUAAACCUUCUGGCGGACUUCACAAACACCAUCGUAUGGCAAUAAUUUGAAGCUUUUGAGCGAUUGGCGUGGAUUCUCGUAUGAGUCGAAUGAGUGAGCUUGCGACGGCAGUGAACGCGUUUAUAUUGCCCCAACGUCACAGCAAGGGGAGCUCAUUCUGAUGAGUCAAAAAGCUGCAGGACAACAUGCACAAUGGACGAGAGAUGGUCUUUCGACGCAUCUGAGCCUCUUGGGACCAAACUGAGAACGCUGAGGCGCCCCAGACGUUCUGUGAAGUACAAACUGUGUUUUGAAGUGGGAUCGGUGAAACAUGCCUCCAUGGACGGAAUACGCGGCGCUCACUGGUUCCGUUUUUCGGUGACUGCGAGUGGCUUUUCGGCAAAAAUAUACAA
Pollicipes pollicipes is the source of this 1826-nucleotide messenger RNA. It is a transcript of the gene Orc5, whose product is annotated as origin recognition complex subunit 5. The record is from RefSeq and is a predicted model, not a curated record. Bases 163 to 1425 code for a protein of 420 amino acids. NCBI's taxonomy places the organism in Eukaryota, Metazoa, Arthropoda, Thecostraca, Pollicipedomorpha, Pollicipedidae. The transcript has 11 exons. Gene Ontology annotation, biological process: DNA replication initiation; DNA replication. Gene Ontology annotation, cellular component: nucleus; nuclear origin of replication recognition complex. Gene Ontology annotation, molecular function: DNA replication origin binding.